AUGGCUUGGGAACAAAAUCGUCUUCGACUGCUUUGCAUGUUGUCCAUGACUUCUGCUUUUUUCAUUGUUGAGGUUGCGGUCAGCCGUGUGACUGCCUCCCUGUCAAUGUUGUCAGACUCUUUUCAUAUGCUCUCGGAUGUCAUAACUCUGGUUGUGGCCCUGAUUGCUAUGCGCUUCUCUGAGACAACUCAAGCAACGAAUACAAAUACAUUCGGAUGGGUUAGAGCCGAAGUGAUGGGUGCUCUGGUCAACACAGUGUUCCUGGCUGCCCUGUGCUUUUCCAUCAUAGUUGAAGCCAUCGAGCGGUUCACAACGCCUCACGAGAUUGAGAGUCUCCAGGUGGUUGUUGGAGUUGGAUCUAUGGGAAUUUUUGUGAAUUUGCUGGGUCUUUUGUUUUUCCACAGACACGCAGGACAUGGUCACAGUGGACAGGGCCACUCGCAUGGAAGUUCUAUUGUAAUUAACACACUUCAUAAAUCCGAGAGAUUAUUAGGGAAAGAAUCCGGUGAAGAUGACACAAUGCGUCCGAUCCUAAUUGAUUGUAGUCUGAAGACAAGUGAACGCAGAGCAGAAGAACAUCAAGAAAUCCCAAAUGUGGAGAAACUUGAAUCCCACAUGUUCCUGGGGGAGUUGAAUGACAACCAUCAUGAAUCUGCUUUACAGCUCAAAAUGCAGGGUGUCUUCCUGCAUGUGCUGGGUGACACUUUAGGCUCUGUAAUUGUUCUGGUUAUCUUCAUGUAUGUGUGGCAGCCUUGUCAGGCUGGGGAGAUCUGUGUGAACCCAUGUUACAACCACAACCCAGACCACUCUAUCCACCACCCACAACAUAUCAACACAUCACUGGUUACCAUGUUUAGUAGUAGUACACAGACUAGCAAGCACAUCGCUGGGCCUUGCUGGGUGCUCUACCUGGACCCCACCCUUUCCAUCAUAAUGGCAGCCAUCUUGCAUUGUAUCAAAUUCCCUCUCCUAAAGGAAUCUGCCCUCAUCCUAUUGCAGACUGUUCCCAAACAGGUCAACAUAACCCGGCUGCUUUGGAAGCUGAGGAACCUGGAUGGUGUCUUGGCUGUCCACGACCUACACAUCUGGCAGCUGGCAGGGAGCAGGAUUAUCGCCACCGCACACAUCAAAUGCCUAGACCCUGUUGCUUAUAUGGGCAUGGCCAAAAAAAUCAAAUCCCUCUUCCAUGAUGAAGGGAUCCAUGCCACCACUGUACAACCAGAGUUUGUUACCAUUCAAUCUGAAUCUAAUGUUUAUGUCUGUGAACUCUCCUGUCGGAAACAGUGUGCCCCGAAGCUGUGCUGUUGUAGCUUUGACCGAUCAGCACUGGGAAGGACUGUUGGAGAAAAGUUUGUUUCCUUUUCGUAUUACUCAACAGAACAACCAUCACCCUUAAUACGACAGUUAAACUCGGCUGCUAUCAAGCGAACGGCCACACAGAGUGCUAAGGUUGACAUUUACACAGAAGCAGAAUCCUCAGUGUGA
Messenger RNA from Esox lucius (northern pike), 1485 nucleotides. It is a transcript of the gene slc30a1b, whose product is annotated as solute carrier family 30 member 1b. The record is from RefSeq and is a predicted model, not a curated record. Gene Ontology annotation, molecular function: zinc ion transmembrane transporter activity; calcium channel inhibitor activity. Gene Ontology annotation, biological process: detoxification of zinc ion; intracellular zinc ion homeostasis; zinc ion transmembrane transport. Lineage: Eukaryota; Metazoa; Chordata; Actinopteri; Esociformes; Esocidae. Gene Ontology annotation, cellular component: endoplasmic reticulum; Golgi apparatus; membrane.